This is a messenger RNA of Thunnus maccoyii (southern bluefin tuna), 1260 nucleotides long. Its product is annotated as torsin-1A-like. Gene Ontology annotation, cellular component: nuclear envelope; endoplasmic reticulum; endoplasmic reticulum lumen. Gene Ontology annotation, biological process: nuclear membrane organization; protein localization to nucleus. The record is from RefSeq and is a predicted model, not a curated record. The coding region runs from base 185 to 1198 and encodes 337 amino acids. Gene Ontology annotation, molecular function: ATP binding; kinesin binding; ATP hydrolysis activity. The transcript has 5 exons. NCBI's taxonomy places the organism in Eukaryota, Metazoa, Chordata, Actinopteri, Scombriformes, Scombridae.
GACUCUGACGUCAUGACUGCUCCGCGUUUGAGUAUGUGCGCACGACAACGUAAAGUCUUCUGGUGCUAGCUAUCUCCGGUGUGUUGACUCAGGAAGCUUCGGCAAACAAUUUGAUAGACACACACACAAGCACACAUUUUUUCCCUUUUAGAUACAUUUGAUGAAGCGGUGACAACUGUACGGGAUGAAACCGAGGACGCGACACGUCCUGCUGCUGUGGCUGCUGCUCUGCUCCGGCUUCACGGAGGCUAUCGAGCCCAUCAGUACUAGCAUAGCGGUCGGUAUGGCUGCGGCUCUCACCGGCUUUCUAGCCCGUUACCAGAACAUUUUCUACUAUUUCCACGAGUGCUGUCGACCCGAGUGGAUUUCCUUAAACAGUACAGGUCUUCAGGCUGACCUGGAAAGCAAACUGUUCGGACAGCAUGUCGCGUCACGCAUCAUCCUGAAAGCUGUGAAUGGAUUCAUGAGCAACGACAACCCGAAGAAGCCCCUGGUGCUCUCUCUGCACGGAUGGACCGGUACGGGGAAGAACUUUGUCAGUUCGCUGAUAGCUGAGAACAUUUACAAGGAGGGAAUGGACAGCAGCUUCGUCCAUGUUUUCACGUCCGAACUUCACUUCCCACAUCCGAGUCAAAUUGAAACUUACAAGACUCAGCUACAGCAGUGGAUCAAAGGCAACGUCACCAACUGUGCACGCUCCAUGUUCAUCUUUGAUGAGAUGGACAAGAUGCAACCCGGCUUGAUCGACAGCAUUAAGCCGUACCUGGACUACUACGACAAGCUGGAUGGAGUUUCUUAUCGAAAAGCCAUCUUCAUCUUCCUCAGCAACGCUGGAGGGGAUAGCAUCAUACAGACGGCUUUAGAUUUCUGGAGAGGAGGACGAGAUCGAGAAGAGAUCGAGCUGAAAGACCUGGAAACAUCGCUCUCUCUGUCGGUGUUCAACAACAAGAAAAGUGGCUUUUGGCACACAAGCUUGAUUGACAAGAACCUGGUGGACUUCUUCGUCCCGUUCCUGCCUCUGGAGUACCGUCACGUCGUGCAGUGCGCCCUGUCCGGGAUGGCGGACAGAGGACUCCCGCCAAACCAGGACGUGGCAGACCAAGUGGCCAGAGAUUUAGUCUAUUUCCCCAAAUCCGAGAGAGUGUUUUCUGUCAAAGGCUGCAAGACGAUAGACAGCAAAUUGGACUACUACACAUAAAAGUCAGCAUCUGAUGGACGCCAAUGUUCAAUCACUAUGUGCACUUUUUUUUUUUUUUUUUU